Funneliformis mosseae is the source of this 747-nucleotide messenger RNA. Lineage: Eukaryota; Fungi; Glomeromycota; Glomeromycetes; Glomerales; Glomeraceae. The record is from the annotation of a GenBank genome assembly.
AUGGAAGCUAUGAUAAAAGAUUUUAAUGAACGUACACGUGAACUUAAGAAUUUCAUGCUUCUUCGGGCCGAAGGUGCCUGUGAAGAAACGGAUGAAAUACUUUGCGAGUUACGCGACUCACUUGGUGAGCUUGAAACACGCGUCUUGCAAAUGUCAAAGUUUCUGGAAGAAGAAAAAGUUGCUUUAGAGAGAGCCAAAGAGGUAAAAGCUAAAUUACAGUCACAACAUGAUCAUCUAGAAUGGAUGUGUCAGCAUUUAUCAAAACAUUUACCAGGUAAUAUCGAACCUUCGACGUAUGAUCAAACAAAUCUUCAUCCACCGAAUGAAAGGAAUGAACAACCUCAACAAUGUGUACCAAAUCACGCACAAGGGCAAGUACAUGAGCAGGAUCCUUUGCAGGAAAUAGAUUUACCAUUAGUCGAGGAGAAUCCAUUUUACGUAUCAACCCAACCUACAAGCAAUACCAAUUUUGUGGCUAUGGGAUUGUCAUAUAUUACUGUAUCGGAAUUCAAGAAUGUGCCAAAAUAUAUCCACAAUAAUCGUAUAUCGCGCGAUAAAGUUAAUGAGGCCAUUGACGAUUUCAAUAAAGUCAUACAAGAAAAGUAUACAAUCCUCAAGUCACAACAAAGCACCCUAAGUCAUAAGAUGAAACAGAAGUACUGGAAAUACAAAGAAGCGGAAAAUGAAGAAACGAGAGGUAUUUUGCACUUUAUCGUCAUUUUCAAUGUAAUUUCUUCACUAAAAUGA